AUGCUCAUCAAACCUGUCCUAGAGCCUCCUGCACGAUCUCCGGGAGUCUCUCCCCUCGACUCAGCUAAGCCUGUCGGUGCACUCCAGGACUCAACCAGCCACAACAUACCGGCUGCACCUCCCUCAUUCUCUCAGAAGACGCAGGUAUGCGAUGAGCUUCAGGAUAACGAAGACGGAGUCGCUUUUCUGGACCAUCUCAGUGUCCCGACCGUCAUACUCGAUGCACCGGUCGUCACUCAUACCAUGGCCGCCACGCUCUCCUUGUCACUGCUGGGACACACCCUCUUCCUCAAGAGCCAAGUUCCAUUUCCCGUCGCCCAACUCAUGCGCAUGCCUGGCGGCGGUUCCAAUGCCAAGGUCGCGAAGAAGCGUGAAGAGCUGCUGGCGAACUUCGAUACGCUCUCUUCCCAUCUCCGGACUACGUUCGUUGCGCUCUCGACCGCAUAUGCGAAAUGCAAACUAGCCAAGGACAAGGCCGCUGAGGUGCCCGGCGAUGAGAACAGCCAGAAGGUCUCACGAGCUAGCAGCUCCACCAGAAGCACACAGCGGGGAAGCGCACACCUUAUGUUCAUCCUGGGCCCGAGUGUGGGAGCCGCUCGCGCAAGGAUCCUGCUCACGAUAGAUGGUCUGGAAGUAAAGGUGUGGGGAGAGCGCGCAGAUAUACCUUCGCCUGAAGACGUCGAUGAGUAUGGGGAAGAGGAUUCAGUCGAUACUGAGGGGACAGACGAGGGGAGCGAAGACUCCGAUGAUGAAGAUGAGGAUAGCGACGAGGAUAGCGACGAAUCAGGCUCCGAGGAGAGCUCCGAAGAAGGGGAACUUUCUGAGUCGGAGAGCGACUCAGCGUCCGGUCCACCCGCGUCCCGUUCGCCAUCUCCAGACCUGCCUACUCGCUCACUAGCUCCGUCGCCCGAGUCUCCUCUUAUACUACUCAAGCCGCUCUCUGUACCCCCGGAGCAGCCACCCAAACCACCACCAGCUUCAGCCGCUUCCACGGUUACCUCCACCCCGCCGCCCACCACCAUCCCACCCUCCGGAUCGGCGUCGCGCCAAACAUCUCCUGUACCUGCACCCGCACUCAGCUACGCCGAAGAACAAGCCGCCCUCCGCGCGGCCGAACGCCUUCUCUCGCGCACCCUCAUGACCGCAUGGGCGGACGGCGGCGGCGACAUGGCAAGCGAGCUCGCCCCGACGCAGACGCACGUCUACCUCCGCGCGCCGCGCCGCUUCGCGCACCCCGCGUGGAUUGCGCGUCAGAACCUCUCGCGCACGCUCGAUGGAGUGCUCGAUGCGCAUCUGCUGGAUGCGGGGGCGUGUGGGACGGGCGAUGUAGGGGCGAAGAAGAAGACGAGGGGGGUGAAGACCGAGGGCGCGUGGAUCGGGUGUAGGGGCGGGUCCGCGUUCGCGGCGGAGCAGGCGCGCAGAGCGGCUGAUAGAGCAAAAGAGCAGGAGAAUGAGACGCGCGAUGAGGAGGAUGAGGAAAUCUGGUGGGCUUGGGAUGGGAAGAUCAUCGGCUUCGCGGAUUGGUAG
Trametes versicolor FP-101664 SS1 is the source of this 1527-nucleotide messenger RNA. RefSeq lists its product as uncharacterized. NCBI's taxonomy places the organism in Eukaryota, Fungi, Basidiomycota, Agaricomycetes, Polyporales, Polyporaceae. The transcript has 2 exons. The record is from RefSeq and is a predicted model, not a curated record. Bases 1 to 1527 code for a protein of 508 amino acids.